Messenger RNA from Lineus longissimus, 8579 nucleotides. Its product is annotated as serine/threonine-protein kinase mig-15-like. Gene Ontology annotation, molecular function: ATP binding; protein kinase activity. The transcript has 32 exons. The record is from RefSeq and is a predicted model, not a curated record. NCBI's taxonomy places the organism in Eukaryota, Metazoa, Nemertea, Pilidiophora, Heteronemertea, Lineidae. The coding region runs from base 218 to 4327 and encodes 1369 amino acids. Gene Ontology annotation, biological process: protein phosphorylation.
GCCCAUAUCGGUCCGUAAAUACCAGAACAUCAACAGGGAUUUUGUCAAUUUCUCUUCAAUGUGUGAAAAUAUUUCGAUCAAAUUUCAUCAAGGCAUGGAUUGAUACUUAAGCCAACUGGACACACUCAUUUGGAGUUGAUAUAUACCUCAGUACUAAAGGUUUUUCCAUCUCGAAGUUGGGCAAACUCCCCAGCCCAUUUCCCAGCCCAACAAAAUCAUGGCGACUAACCCCAGUGUGAAUGUGAGUUUGGACGACAUCGAUUUAAACAGCCUGCGGGAGCCAGCUGGAAUAUUUGAUCUGAUUGAGGUUGUUGGGAAUGGCACCUACGGACAAGUCUACAAGGGUCGCCACACAAAAACAGGACAACUUGCCGCCAUCAAAGUUAUGCCAGUUACCGAGGAUGAGGAAGAAGAGAUAAAAUUAGAAAUAAAUGUAUUAAAAAAGUAUUCACAUCAUCGGAACAUUGCAACUUACUAUGGUGCCUUUAUCAAGAAGAUGCCUGCAGGGAAGGAUGACCAGCUUUGGCUGGUCAUGGAGUUCUGUGGUGCUGGUUCUGUCACAGACCUCGUGAAGGCCACGAAGGGACAGUCACUGAAGGAAGAGUGGAUAGCCUAUAUAUGUAGAGAAAUACUCAGGGGUCUAGCUCACCUCCACCAAAACAAAGUCAUCCAUCGAGAUAUCAAAGGUCAAAAUGUGCUACUGACAGACAACGCUGAAGUCAAACUAGUUGACUUUGGGGUUAGUGCCCAGUUAGACAAAACAAUUGGUCGGCGGAACACGUUUAUUGGUACACCGUACUGGAUGGCCCCAGAAGUUAUAGCCUGUGAUGAAAACCCAGAUGCCACCUAUGAUAAUAGGAGUGACUUAUGGUCUUUAGGCAUUACAGCCUUAGAGAUGGCUGAAGGAAAACCACCCUUAUGUGAUAUGCAUCCGAUGCGCGCCCUGUUUUUGAUACCAAGGAAUCCUCCGCCACGAUUAAAGUCGAAAAAAUGGAAUAAAAAGUUUCAAAGUUUUGUCGAUGCGUGCAUGGUAAAGGACUACACGCAUCGCUCAUCAACAGAACAGCUUCUCAAGCACUCGUACAUACGAGAUCAGCCGACGGAACGGCAGGUCAGAAUACAAUUAAAGGAUCAUAUUGAUCGGCAUAGGAAAAACAAAAAGCCUGAUGAUCAUGAAACUGACUACGAAUACGAAGGCAGUGAUAACGAGGAGGAGGAAGAACCGGUCGAAUCCGGCGAGCCAAGCUCCAUCAUCCAGAUUCCCGGCGAAUCGACACUCAAACGCAACUUCGCCCAGAUCCAGGAGGGCGAGGGCAGACGUACACCAAAUCCGUACGCCUCACCGUCACCGCAACGCAAUGCACAACAGUUCUUUCAGCGCCCGAUGCCGCCCCAGCAGGUGGCGCACGCACCUCGACCGCAGAGCGGCCAUAAUCUACAACCACCCAUACCCAUGCAUAAUAAUCAGAACCGAGGUCAUCACGGGCACCAUCAGCACGGGGGUCCGCCCCCUCCACCGCAUCACGGACAGAGUCGCCAGCAGGGCCGCCCAGUCAGUAAUCACACCCCAUCCAAACAAGUGCCAUCUGAUAUUAUACCCCACGGUGCCCAACACGGACAUAGACCCGUGCCGAGAAUGGGUGCUGGUAACCCUCCACAACCUCACAUUAUGCACGAUGAUCGGCAGCGACACCGUCAUUCACAGCAACAACCACAACAAGUGAACCGAAAACCAGAGGAGCUGGAUGCCUUGGCAGCACAACUUAACGACUUGGCUUCCGGUCAUGAUAAUAAUCGUGACAGAGAUCGUGAACGUGACCAGCGGCACCGAGAACGACGGGAACAGCAAAGAGAACGUGAACGAAAAGAACAAGAGCGGUUACGUGUGGAACAAGAGCGGUUGCGCGAGGGUGAGCGGCAGAGAGCGCGAGAAGAGCACGAGAGGAGAGAACUAGAGAAGAAACGACAACGAGAGGAGAAGGAGGCCAUGAUACGGGCGCAGCAAGAACAAGAGCGCCUCGCAAAGCAACAAGAGCAGGACAGACGGACGCAGCAGGAGUUAGAUCGGGCGCAACGCGAGUUGGAGCAGAGAGAGCAGCGUGAACGAGAAAAACAACGAGAGCGGGAGAAACGAGAACGGGAAAAACAGGAGAGAGAACGUGAGAGGGAAAGAGAACGGGAAGAGAGGGAGAGGGAGCAUAGGGAGAUGCGGGAAAGGGAUAGAGAACAAAUAGAGCGGGAGGCUCAGGAGAGGCGUGAGCUGGAGAGGCGUGAACUGGAGAGGCAGGAGUUGGAGGCGCAGGAACGAGAGGCGCGUGAACGUGAUGACGAUGAUGAACCGGAGUCUGAGCAGGCGGAGGAGCCGAUGGCUGAUGAUGAGGAUGAGGACUCGGAUGAAGAGGCUACAUUGCCUACCCCUGAUGGGACGCUACUUGCAUCAGAUCCUCCACGACCAUUGCCAGCUGAUUAUAGUGAAGGACAUUCGACAUUGGAAACAUUAGAAUCGAUGGUUAUACAUCAUGACCAACCACACGCUCCAGUACCACAACAAGCACCUGUCUCACAGUCGACGCCAACGAACUCCCCGAAACCAUCGCCGAAGUCUAACAAUCGGGUGGAAAAUGAACGACAAAGAGAUGGGGACCGAGACGGUGACCGAGACGGUGACCGAGACGGAGGCCUGGUGGAUGAUGGCACACUAGUUGUACGACGGGUACACCAUGAUCUGCCCAAAAUGACCUUGUAUUACCUCGAUAGGUUUAACCAGAAACAACAAGAGUCAGGUGGCAGCAGUAAUGGCAGCGCAGGCAGCCGAAACUCUGACCGCAUCAUCGGUGAUCAUCGACAUCAUGAUGAACGGCGCCCGUCGGAGCCGGUGGCGCACAGCGCCAUGGCGAGCAGGACAUCUCGUCAUGAUUCUUCUCCUGGUGCUUUGGGUAAGGAUGAAAACGGUAUACCCUAUUCGAGACAAAACAGCGGCAGCAGUAGCGUGUUGCCCGAUCUUCUGCCCCAACAGUCUUCAUCUGGAGAAUCACCACUCUCGAGAUUGCAACGCCCGCAAGAUAAGACCACAUCGGAUGAGCCUCCUCCUUUGCCGGAUGAGUUGGCACCCAAUCUUGAGAGGCAGCAGUAUCGGCAAGCAGUCAGCAAGCCAACCGGUGGUGGUCUCCGCUCGUCCACGCGGUCAUUCUCUGCAUUUGGUUUUGGUGCUAACAACGGGACAGGGACAAUGUCGAGCGUGAGCAGUAUUUCGAGUCAGCGCCGUGGAUCUGCCGUCAACGUGAAUGUGGCGCCCUCGAUGAGUGUUGUUGACACUGCCAACGAGACGCCAGAGAUUAGGAAAUACAAGAAGCGAUUCAACUCAGAUAUUUUGUGUGCGUCGCUGUGGGGGGUGAAUCUCUUGAUCGGGACGGAGAGCGGCUUGAUGCUGUUGGACAGGAGUGGCCAGGGGAAAGUGUAUCAACUGAUCUCCCGGAGACGUUUCGCCCAGAUGGAGGUGUUGGAGGGUCAGAACAUCCUCGUCACGAUAUCCGGCAAGAAGAACAAGAUACGAGUCUACUAUCUCUCGUGGUUGAAAACAAAAAUUUUCAAAUCAGAGGGGGUACGCGUUCAAAAUAAUGACAAAAGAAACGGUUGGACAAAUGUCGGUGAUAUGGAGGGUUGCGUCCAUUUCAAAAUAGUGAAAUACGAACGCAUCAAGUUUCUUGUGAUAGGCAUGAAGGAGAGUGUGGAGAUCUAUGCCUGGGCGCCAAAACCUUACCACAAAUUCAUGGCAUUUAAGAGUAUUGGUAACCUGUCACACCGACCCCUCCUGGUCGAUCUGACCGUGGAACAAGGUCAGAGGUUAAAGGUCGUCUACGGGUCGGCAGGCGGUUUCCAUGCCAUUGACCUUGACAGUUCCUCCGUGUACGACCUCUACAUUCCUUCACAGUUUCAACCUCAGCAAAUUUCUUCAAUCUCUCCACACACGAUAGUGAUCUUACCCAACACAGCAGGAAUGCAGUUAUUGCUCUGCUACGACAAUGAAGGUGUGUAUGUGGACUCCAAUGGAAAAAUCACCAAGAAUGUUGUGUUACAGUGGGGAGAGAUGCCCACGUCAGUUGCAUACAUCAGUACUGGUCAGAUCAUGGGCUGGGGCAACAAGGCGAUUGAGAUCCGAUCAGCCGAGACUGGACAUCUUGAUGGUGUGUUCAUGCACAAGAAAGCACAAAAGCUCAAAUUCCUCUGUGAACGCAAUGACAAGGUGUUCUUCUCCUCCAUACGGUCAGGAUCAAGUUGUCAAAUCUACUUCAUGACGUUAAAUAAACCGGGCCUACAAUUCUGGUAACGCUGCUGACACCUUUUGUGUAACACAGACACUAGAAUUUACCGAAAUAGACUAUAAUGGAUGCUGCUAGGAUUUCAAAAGUCCAGUUGGCAUUUAGGAAUGCGGACACCUUCGGCUAGAGGGUACCGUGUAACUUUACCGUGAUAUUGGAUUGUCACCUAUUGAUCAACUUGAACACUAAAACCUAAUCGUGUAUUUAGAUGGUGAAAGGACCUGGCGUUGGUUCUCAGUGUCUGCCUGUGCUUCACUUGUUUCGUUACAUUUUCACAUUUGGCCCCCUAGUGGCCAAAGUUGGAAUCUCAUGAAGCACUGGUGUUGGGUUGCUGAGACACAAGGAGCCGUUAUCUAAAUCUGCUGGGAAUUGGAUUGGGGAAAAAUGCCGACCACCAGACAGAUUUGUGAUUCUAGCAGGAGUUGACCACUUCAUUAUGGGAUGUUUAUAAAUCUUGUCCCAGAGGCGUCAUGUCAUGCCAGGCUGGUUUGCAUCAAAUUUGUUAAGCUCUAAAAAGUGUGAUAUUCCCACUUGAUACAGCUGGUUAGAGGAUUUUUAUGACUGCUGCGCGCGAAUAGAUGUUGUAUUUUCACCGAGUACGUGUAGGACACUCUGGCUUGAUUUGAGAUGUUUGUUUGGAUAAAAACCAAAUGUAGUUGAAUUCGCUGGAAAUUCUCUGUUAUUUCAAGCCAUUAUGUUCUUUCUGUAUAAAUGUCUGUAUAGAAGUCGUACAGGCUUUGUAGCGCUCAAAUCAGUUUCGUCUUUCGUUUUAUGAGAGCUUUUUGUCUCCGUUUUGUGACUGGUAGUUGCGCAUCUGUCUGCAGCCAGUGAAGGAGUUGUCACCGCCCUUACUGAUAACUACUACCAAUGUAUAGUUACACCAUUCUUAUAUAGAGGGCAGUAUAGAGAUUUACCUGAAAGUGUUAAUUUCCGAUGCAUCCUGAAACAUUACUUCCCCCUAUACAGACAUUUUUAACUGCAAAUCAGUGAUUGUAGUUUCUGUGACUUCUCCUUUCAUGUUUCCUAUGAUUAUGACGUCAAAAUAUGCGAUUUUCAAACUGUAUAUAAUUUCGACACCCAAGAGUGGUGCAUUUUCACUUCAAAGAAGCUUGAAUCUAUGCAAAAUAGAUCUUUUUGCUUCCGAAGUUUCCAUGGGGACUUUUUUGCUCAGGCAAAUUUGUACUUAGUUUAGGAAUGAUUAUAAACAACCCCAACAUUACAAUCCUCUUUCCACGAAAAAUGGUACUUCCCUCUCUCCUGUAAUGGUAUAGCUCAAAAGCCAUAACAACCCCAUGUAUGGAUUGGUCCACUUAUGAUUAAGGGUAUAAAGGUCUUUUUGUAGUUAAGAAAUUUGUCAAGGGCAUGUAGUAUUGCGUCCUAUGCACAAAUCAAGCCUGUUUUAACUUUUUUUUCACUUAUGGCCUUGACUGUGGUUCAGCUGUGUGCCUGAAACAUUAGACAAUCAACGCAGUAUAAGAAAUGUCUUUGUCCUUUAUUUACUUGGUUGAACUAAAUUCUUUUGAAAAUUUUCGACCAGUCUAAAUAUUUGGGAGCAGUUUCACAAUAGUGUAAAUACAACCCUCUUUUGUAGUGUAAGUCAAACUUACUAGUAUCCUGGCUUAAAUCAUGAAAACUGUAAUUGAUGGAUAUAGCCAGAACAACCUCAGCCCAGGAGAAGCAUAUAUAGAUACCCCUGUGAUGAGGUUGAAGUGCAGAAGUGUGCAUGAUUUGGUUGCCGGCAAUUUCUUUAGAAGCUGUGCAUUUAGCACUAUCUUGAAAUUGCCUGUGGUCCUGUUGGCGGUAAAAGUGAACAAGUUUUUUUACAACAGGAUGUAGAUAUGUUAAUAGUGUACAAAGAAUAUUUCUUAAUGCCCACACUUCCCUAAUUACGAUGCUUAAUACAUAUUGGGACAAACCACCCUGCUUCUUGUAUCUGCUAUGAGGAGUCGUGGCAGAAACAGAUACCUGUUUCUAGGAAUGGUCAUUGUGGUUGCUAUGAGGAACAGUCAUAGUGGUUGCUAUGAGGAACGGUCAUAGUGGUUGCUAUGAGGAACGGUCAUAGUGGUUACCAAAUUCUUGAUGUAAAGGUUAUAUUCUUGAUGUUGAGGUGAAGUUUUUUAUGUCAAGGUUAAGUCCUUGAUGUCUGGUUAAGAUUCUUGCUGAAGGUCAAAUUCUUAAUAUCGAGAUCAAAUUCCUAAUCAAGGUCAAGUUCUUGAUUGCAAGUCAAAUUCUUGUACGUCAAGGUCGAGUUCUUGAUGUCAAGGUCAAGUUCAUGUACAUGAUGUGAAUGUCGCGUUUCUAUGUGAAGGUUGCUUUCUUUCUAUUGGGUCAAGUCCCAAGGUCAAUUUGUUAAUGUCAAGUCCAAGAUCUUGAUCCAUGUGUAAAGUGCAAAUAUGUAUUAUAGUUUAUAUGUACUAAUGCUUGUUCUUAACCAUUUAGAUGCUGAUGUUGAUUUCCUUGAACACGUUUCUGUCGACUGCUGACUUUAGAUUUUCUCAAUGAACUUAAAACCAAGUCUUCAGAUUCAAAACAACAACAUCAGCCUCCAAAUGGCUAACUUGUACAGAGGCCUCAGUGGCCUUAUUUAUAUGAUUGUGUACAUGCAGUGGAGAUUUUAUAUAAAUGUUCAGUUUUACUGUAAACAACCAAAUUUUGGCAAGCGCUUUAAUUUUAGCACAACUGCAAUGAUUUGGAACAACGACCCGCAAAAAAAUUUGAUUUUGAUCUGCAAAAAUAAACAAUGUGAUAGUGUUACUGUUAUAUUUUUAAGAAAAUUUGCAGAAUUUGGAAGGCGUGAAAAUUUGGCUGUUAACAGUAGUGUAUGACUCUGGGUCAACUUUGUUUUAUAAGUUUGUUAUGCAAUUGGUAUUUGAAUUGUGAUGAAGACUUUUUCUCUCUUGAUAUUUCAUGUAUAAUAACACCUUGCCUUGGUAGUUUUUUGGUCUGAAAAGUAGUUCUUUGACCAUGGUUUUUGUUCCGCUGUGUCUGGUGUAGUGGUACAAAUUUGAAUGAUAAUCAAAAUUAAUUGAUUAUCAACCCCAAGAUGCAGCCAAUCUGUCAGUCCUUGGACGAAUCAUGAAAGCUAUUUUGAUUAAAACCGUAGUCAUUUUGGGUUGGAAAUAAAGAUAAUGGGUAAAAUUAUGUCAAGGGUAAAAUGCAAUAAUAAACUUCUGUAAAUACACAAACCACUCUUGGCCAGGGUAGCUUAGUCCGUUAGUGAAUUAUUCAUAGUGCUAGCUGAUGAGUUUAUGUUCUUCACCUGUAAUAGAAAUAGAACAAAAGUGGGUUUGGCCGCUCUAUUUCAUUUGGGGUCGGAAUAAACCAAUAUUCAGGGUACAUGUUUGGGAAACACCGAGCCUAUGUCACUCUGCUACUGAGCUCUUGAGUUUGUAAUCCAUCAAAUGGCCGUUGAAAAAAAUUCAUUAUUUGUUUCAAAAAAUACCACUAGAAAUGUUUGCCUAACCGUUGCAUUCGCCUUAAUAAACUAUAUGUAAACAUUUGUAAGAGUUUUGUAUGUAGCCCAGAGUGCUGUAUGUGUAGACCUACUACUGUUAACUGCAAAGAUUUUGCAGGCGUUUUAUUUUUGCGGAUUUGCAAAUAACCUCGAUCCAAAAAUAGUAAUUUUCAUUGGAAAAGCCAAAGAAAUUUUGUAAUCUGCCAAAAUAGUAAUUGCGAAUUUUUCAGAAAUUUUGAUAAAUCACAAAAAUAAAAUAGAGUGAAAUUUUGUGGUUAACAGUGUCUGUUCUGGUGACUGUCCCUCUGGUUUAUAGUUUGGAAGACUUACCUUUUAUUGUCAUAAAUAUUUCCAAGUUCGAGGUCAACCUUUCAACAAUGUGUCAAUAUCAUCAGUGAUAUUGAAGACUAUCAAGAAUUAGUCAUGAUAUAUUGUUGAUUUCAUUAAAGGUAUGCUUUUGAGGUUGUUAUCAAGCCUUUAGAUGCCUAUUAAUGAUAGGUCAAAUUUGGUUGAUGGCAAAAAAAGAUGUAUGGCGUUUUGAGAUGAAAUGUGAGAUUCAGAGAACUGCUCUCACUUGAACUGUCUCGAAGGGGAUCCAUACCAAAAUGUUAGGCAUGGAAAUCCAUCCCUUCCAGACUGUUUAAGUACAGAUUAUAAGUUCUCUAGAGCUCUAAACCAUUUGGUCAGUUUUUUCCCAGAAUAGUAUGUAGCAUAUUUUAUAAACAAUAAUGUGCAUUUUUACCAUAUUAUGCCUCAUAUUCAUGACUGUAAAUUAUUCAAACGGAAUAAAAAGUUGUAUAAAUUUA